GAGUGCACAGUGAGACAGCAGCUUCCUCAAGUUCAAUCACUCUGCUGCCUGGACAUGCCCUGAGAACUUGGAAUUUCCUCUCAAUUCUGGAUGUUGCUUUCACAUUCUUUUGCUUUAUUAUAUGCAGUGGAGCUAUUUUUUGCUUGUAUAUAUUGUCUAACGAUUCUGGAUGCUGAGAGUGGAUUGUGGAUUGAAUGACAGUAUUGGGAUCACUUUUGUUCUUGUGGUUGUGCAGAAAAGAAAACGAAAUGGGGGAAAGUUCUUACUUUACAAGAGGUCGAGUUGCUAAAGCUGAUGGGGCUUCAUUAAAAUAGCUCGAAAUUAGGACGAAUACAAAAAUUACAGAUCCAGCUGGUCUGGAGAUUUUGCGUUCUUUGACCAUGAUGUGGAAAUACUUGACCGUUCUGCCAUUGUUGCUGUUUCAACAGCACUUUGGCAACUGUGACGAAAGCCACGCACUGCACUCCUAUGUAUCAAUGCAGUUUACUGCUCACCACUAUAAUGCCACUGUGUAUGAAAAUUCUGCUGCUAAGACCUAUGUUGGGCACCCAACAAAGAUGGGUAUUUAUCUUCGAAAUCCAUCAUGGGAUAUACGGUACAAAAUUGUCUCUGGCGACACUGAGAACAUCUUUAAGCCUGAAGAGUACAUUUUGGGAGACUUUUGCUUUCUAAGGAUACGAACCAAGGGAGGUAAUACAGCUAUUCUCAACAGAGAAGUUAAAGACCAUUAUCUCCUUUCUGUUAAAGCAAUUGAUAAGAAUUCAAAUGCUGAAGCCCGCACACAGGUUAGAGUUCAGGUACUAGAUACAAAUGACUUGAGGCCAUUGUUUUCACCAACUUCGUAUAGUGUUUCUUUGCCAGAAAACACAGCAAUAAGGAGCAGCAUUGCAAAAGUGACUGCAACAGAUGCUGAUAUAGGAACAAAUGGAGAGUUUUAUUACAGCUUUAAAGAGAGAACAGAUAUGUUUGCUAUUCAUCCAACUAGUGGUGCUAUAAUUUUAACAGGAAGACUUGACUAUUCUGAGACAAAACAGUAUGAGAUGGAAAUACUUUCAGUGGACCGUGGAAUGAAAUUAUAUGGAAGCAGUGGCAUUAGUAGCAUGGCAAAGCUUAAUAUAUAUGUAGAACAAGCAAAUGAAUAUGCCCCAACUAUUUCUGCUAUAACUUUAACCCCCUCUGAAGUUGAGGGAGAUUUCACAUAUGCAAUAGUAACAGUAGAUGACCAAGACCAAGGAUCCAAUGGUGAAAUAGCCUCACUUAGCAUCAUUGCCGGCGACCCAUUACAGCUUUUUAGAACAUUUAGGACUGCCCCGGGCAGUAAGGAAUAUAAAAUUGUAUCUGUUGGAGAGAUUGACUGGGAAAGCCAACCCUUUGGUUACAAUGUAACUCUUCAAGCUAAAGACAAAGGAUCUCCCCCACAGUUUUCCAUUCCAAAAGUUAUUCAUUUGACAUCCUCACAUUUUAAACAUGGUCCAGUUAAAUUUGAAAAAGAUAUCUACAGAACAGAGAUAAGUGAAUUUGCUCCUCCUAAUACCCCUGUAGUUAUGGUCAAAGCUAUACCAAGUCAUCCACAUUUAAAAUAUACUUUCAAAAACACAGCAGAUAAAACUAGAUUCAGUUUAAAUCCUAACACUGGUUUAAUUUCCACUUUAUUACCUGUCAAGGCUAAGCAUUCAUCCCAUAUCGAACUAGAUGUCAUAACAAAUGACAAGAAGGCAAUUGCAAAAGUUAUGAUCAAAGUAGUUGGAACUAACAGCAAUGCCCCUGAAUUUACUCAGACAUCUUCUUACAGAGCAGCUGUUGAUGAGAAUGCCCCUGUUGGCACCAGUGUUCUAACUGUGCGUGCAGUUGAUGACGAUGAAGGGGAGAAUGGAUAUGUAACAUACAGCAUCUCUAAUCUCAAUCCUGUACCCUUUGAAAUUGAUGCUUUCACUGGAGUUAUAAGUACUUCAGAAGAACUAGACUAUGAGUUAAUGCCCAGGAUUUAUACCUUAAAAGUCAGAGCAUCUGAUUGGGGAUUGCCCUAUCGAAGAGAAGUUGAAGUUCCUGUCACAAUAACAUUAAAUAAUCUAAAUGACAAUACUCCACUUUUUGAAAAGAUAAAUUGUGAAGGAUCAGUGCCAAAGGAUCUUGGAGUUGGGGAACAAUUAACAACUGUUUCUGCUAUUGAUGCUGAUGAACUUCAGUUAGUGAAAUAUAUAAUUGAAACUGGAAAUGACUUUGAUUUGUUUACAUUAAAUCCCAAUUCAGGAGUGCUUUCUGUAAAACAGCCUCUUUCUGAGGGCCCAGGGAGUAAAAUAUCUUUUCACAGUUUGAAGAUUAGUGCUACAGAUGGAGAGAACUUUGCCAAACCAAUUUAUAUCAACAUUACUGUGACUUUGAGUCGGAAGAAUAUUCACUUGAAUUGUGAGGAAACUGGAGUGGCCAAAAUGCUUGCUGAGAAACUUCUUCAGGCGAAUAAGUUGUUUAAUCGUGGAACAGUAGAGGAAAUCCAUUUUGACUCGCAUAUGGCAAAUUCUCAUGUGCCUCAAUUCAAAAGUACGCUUCCAAGCAGAAUUGUUGUUAAGGAAAAUGCUCCUGUAGAAUCUAACAUUAUUCAAAUGGAAGCUAGUGAUCUUGACACUGGUUUCAGUGGAAAACUUGUAUAUGCAAUAUCUGGAGGAAAUGAUGAUAGCUGUUUCAGUGUGGAUAUGGAAACUGGUUGGUUAAAUAUUUUCUCUCCACUUGAUCGAGAACUUAAAGAUCAGUACACUUUGAAUAUUACUGUAUAUGACCUUGGAAUACCACAGAAAUCUGCAUGGCAACUCUUAGAUGUUGGGGUUGUUGACGCAAAUGACAACCCUCCAGAAUUUUUGCAAGAGAGCUAUUUUAUUGGAGUGCAAGAAAAUGAAGUGGAUGAGGCAAUAAUUCAAAUAGAAGCUGUGGAUAAAGAUUUAGGUGUUAAUGGCAACAUUAAAUAUUCUAUGCUUACUGACACAGAUAUCUUUACGAUAGACAGCGACACUGGAGUGGUUAAAGCCGUAGCUUCGUUAGACAGAGAAAAGCAAAAUAUGCACUUGCUUAAAGUAGAAGCCAGAGAUCAAGCAGAAACGGAACCUCAGCUCUUUUCAACUGUCCUGUUAAAAGUAUUGGUUGAAGAUGUAAAUGAUAACCCACCUUUAUUCAUUCCAGCAAAUUAUCAUGUUAAAAUACGAGAAGAUCUUCCAGUUGGCACUGUGAUUACUUGGCUAGAAGCCUAUGACCCUGAUUUUGGACUUUCUAGCCAAGUUCGAUACAGUCUGUUGGAAAAUGGUGAUGGGAAAUUUGAAGUAGAUAAAGUAAGUGGGGCGGUACGCAUUAUUCAAGAGUUAGAUUUUGAAGAAAAACAGGUCUAUAACUUGACGGCACGGGCAAAAGAUAGGGGCAAACCUGUUUCUUUGUCUUCUACUUGUUACAUUGAAAUUGAAAUAGUAGAUGUGAAUGAGAACUUGCAUACACCAAUUUUUUCACAUUUUGUAAGCAAAGCUUUGGUAAGGGAAGAUGUCCCUAUUGGAACAUCAGUGAUGACUGUUUCUGCUAAUGAUGAUGAUACAGGACGAGAUGGGGAAAUCCGUUAUUCAAUAAGGGAUGGAUCUGGAGUUGGAGUCUUCACAAUACAUGAAGAGAAAGGUACUAUACGGACUGCUGAUAUUCUUGACCGUGAAACAACAUCUCACUACUGGUUAACUGUUUAUGCCACCGACCGAGGAGUUGUUCCACUUUCAUCUUUCAUUGAAAUCUACAUUGAAAUAGAGGAUGUCAAUGAUAAUGCACCUCAGACAUCAGAGCCUGUGUACCACCCUGAAGUUAUGGAAAACUCCCCAAAGGAUGUAUCUGUUGUGCAAAUUAAUGCAUUUGAUCCAGACUCGAGCUCCAGUGACAAGCUGACUUAUAAGAUUGCAAGUGGAAAUCCUCAAGGAUUCUUUGCAAUAAAUCCCAAGACAGGCUUAAUAACAACAACCUCAAGAAAACUUGAUCGAGAACAGCAAGCGGAACAUAUACUUGAGGUUAUUAUUACUGACAACGGUUAUACUCCAAAAUCAACAAUUAGUAGAGUAAUUGUUAAAGUUUUGGAUGAAAAUGAUAAUAAACCACAGUUUCUACAAAAAUUCUACAAGAUCAGGCUACCAGAGCUUGAAAAACCAGAAAAAGAGAAAAAUGCCAAAAGGGAUCCCAUUUACAGGGUAAUUGCUGUAGAUAAGGAUGAUGGCCCCAAUGCAGAAAUAUCAUACAGUAUAGUAGAAGGCGAUGAGCAUAAGAAAUUCUUCAUUGAGCCUAAGACUGGGGUUGUUUCAUCCAAGAAAUUUGCUGCAGCAGGAGAAUAUGAUAUUCUUACGAUUUCAGCUGUUGAUAACGGAAGACCUCAGAAGUCAUCAAAUACUCGACUGCAUAUAGAAUGGAUUGCAAAACCAACACCAUUAGCAGAACCAAUUUUCUUUGAAGAACCAGUUUUCACCUUUAGUGUGAUGGAAAGUGAUCCAGUUUCUCAUAUGAUUGGUGUGAUAAGUGCAGAACCUGUAGGCUCACCUCUGUGGUUUGAUAUAACUGGAGGAAACUACGACAGCAGGUUUGAUGUGGACAAGGGCACAGGAACCAUCAUUGUCGCUAGACCUCUUGAUGCAGAACAGAAAUCUAAUUACAAUUUGACAGUGGAGGCAACAGAUGGGACAAGAUCUAUCAGUACACAGGUUCUUAUUAAAGUCAUAGAUACAAAUGAUCACAGACCAGAAUUCUCUACCUCAAAGUAUGAAGUUCUUAUUCCUGAAGAUGUUCAGCCAGAGACUGAAAUUCUGCAAGUCAUGGCCACAGACAAAGAUGAAAAGAACAAGAUGAUUUACACUUUACAAAGCAGCACUGACCCCGUUAGUCUUAAGAAGUUUCGAAUUGACCCAGCCACAGGUUCCUUAUACAUUGUUGAAAAAUUAGAUCAUGAAAUACUGCAGCAGCAUAUUCUUACAGUAAUGGUACGGGAUCAAGAUGUUCCAGUCAAGCGCAAUUUUGCCAGAAUUGUUAUUAAUGUUACUGACACAAAUGACCAUGCCCCUUGGUUCACAAGCUCAUUUUAUGAAGGCCGAGUUUAUGAAUCAGCUGCUGUUGGCUCGGCUGUGCUUCAACUCACUGCAUUAGAUAAGGACAAAGGAAAAAAUGCUGAAGUUGUUUAUUCUAUUGAGUCAGGGAACACAGCAAAUGCUUUUACAAUUGAUCCAGUUUUGGGAAUCAUAAAGACUGCAAAAGAACUUGACCGAAAUAAUCAUGGUCAAUAUGAAUUAGUAGUGAAAGCUUCAGAUCGUGGAAUUCCUCCAAUGAGUCAGAUCACAUCUGUGCAUAUCCAUGUUACAAUUUCUGACAAUGCAGCACCCAGAUUUUCAACUAAACAGUAUACUACAGAAAUUAGUGAAACUGCCCGUAUAGGUAGUUUUGUUGCAAUAGUUUCAGCGUUUAGUCAAUCCUCUGUAGUAUAUGAAAUAAAAGAUGGGAAUUUCGGGAAUGCCUUUGAUGUUAAUCCGAACUCUGGUGCCAUAAUAACAGAGAAACAGCUUGAUUUUGAAACACUACCCUCAUAUAUGCUUAUUGUGCAAGCAACAAAUAUGGCUGGAUAUUCCACAAAUACAACUGUCAUAGUUCAUAUUAGAGAUGAAAAUGAUAACUUUCCUGUUUUUGUGCAAUCAGGUUACAAAGGUCUCAUAAGUGAAUCUGCAUCACCUAACAGUGUUGUUUUGACUGAUGAAAAUAUACCAUUAGUAAUUAGGGCUACUGAUGGUGAUCAGGAAUCAAAUGCUUUUCUUGUUUAUCAAAUUGUUGAACCAUCUAUCCACAAAUAUUUUGCAAUUGAUUCUAGCACUGGUGCCAUACGUACAUUAGUAAGUUUAGAUUAUGAACAAACAAACAUAUUCCACUUUACUGUACAAGCACAUGAUAUGGGAUAUCCACGGUUAUUUGCUGAACAUGCUGCAAAUGUUACAAUAUAUGUUAUUGAUAUCAAUGACUGUCCUCCGGUAUUUCCAAAAAAUGUUUAUGAAGCCUCUGUUUUAAUACCAACAUAUAAAGGAGUCAGAAUUAUCACAGUGAAUGCUUCAGAUGAUGAUUCUGGAUCUUUUUCAGAACUUAUGUAUUCUAUUACAGAUGGCAAUAUUGGAGAAAAAUUAUUAAUAGAUCCCCUAACAGGAACAAUUACUGUGCAGAAUACAACACAUUUAAGAAGCAGAUAUGAACUAACCAUAAGGGCUUCCGAUGGAAGAUUUUCUAGCCAUACAUCUGUUAAAAUUAAUGUGAAAGAAAGCAAAGAAAGUUCUUUGAGAUUUACACAGCAUUCAUACUCUGCUGUUGUACAAGAAAACACAACCCAAGUUAAGAUGCUGACCAUCAUAACUCCUGUUGGCAACCUUAUCAAUGAACCAUUGUUUUUUCAAAUUCUUAACCCAGAUACUAGAUUUAAAAUGGGUCAUACCUCCGGGGUCCUCUCCACCACUGGGAUUCCAUUUGAUCGGGAACAGGAAGAAUUGUUUGAAUUGGUGGUAGAAGUUACUGAUCAACAAAAGCCACCAAGAGUUGCACACAUUUUGGUGAAAGUAACAGUAGAGGAUAUAAAUGAUAAUGUUCCUGUUUUUGUGAAUCUUCCAUACUAUGCAAUGGUUCAAAUAGAUGCUGAAUUGAGUCAUGUUAUUAGACAUGUCACUGCUGUGGAUAAAGAUAUUGGUAAAAAUGGAGAGAUACACUAUUACCUUAAAGAGCACUCUGAAUACUUUCAAAUAGGACCAUUUGGUGAGAUCUCAUUAAAAAAGCAGUUUGAUAUAGAUACGCUUAACAAAGAAUAUUUUAUAACUGUAGUGGCAAAAGAUGGAGGAAACCCAUCAUAUUCUGCUGAAGCUAUUGUACCAAUUACAGUAAUGAAUAAAGCCAUGCCAGUAUUUGAAAAACCUUUCUACAGUGCAGAAAUAGCUGAAAAUGCCCAGCUCCAUAGCCCAGUUGUACAUGUGCAAGCCAACAGCCCAGAAGGACUUAGAGUAAUUUACAGUAUUAUCGAUGGUGAUCCAUUUAAUCAAUUUAAUAUAAAUUUUAACACUGGUGUAAUUAAUGUUUUUGCACCUCUUGAUUUUGAAUCUCAUCCAGCUUACAAACUAAGAGUACGAGCUACAGACUCUCUUACUGGGGCCCAUGCCGAAGUUUUUGUUGACAUAAUUUUGGAAGAUAUAAAUGAUAAUCCACCUGUUUUUAGAAAGAAAGUAUAUGUUGCCACCUUGUCAGAAGCAUCAGCAAUUGGAACAUCUGUGUUGCAAGUAAAUGCUAUAGAUGCAGAUUCUGGAUUGAAUAAUGCCAUUUCUUAUCAAUUGGUUGGAGAUAAUGAUAAUAUUUCACAGUAUUUUCAUAUAGACAGUAGUAGUGGGCUCAUAGUUACUGCAAAAACCUUGGACUAUGAACACUUACAGUUGUACAAUAUAUUGGUACGAGCUGUAGACAAUGGCUUACCUUCCUUAAGCACUGACAUUGUUGUUAGUGUCCAUGUAACUGAUCUUAAUGAUAACCCACCAACAUUUACCCAGCAGAUAUAUGAAGCCAAAAUUAGUGAGCUCUCUAAACCAGGGCACUUUGUAACUUGUAUAAAAGCCACAGAUGCAGAUAGUUCAGACGCUGAAAAGUUAGACUAUUCUAUACUUGCUGGGAAUUAUGGUUUGAAUUUUAUUAUGAACAGUAAAACUGGUAUCAUUACUGUAUCACAUCUGCAUAAGAAUGUUUUCCAUCCAUUCUACAUUCUCAAUGUGUCAGUUACUGAUGGUGUUUUCAGAAAUUCUGCUCAGGUUCACAUUGCUGUAUUAAGUGCCAACUUACAUAGCCCUGUAUUUAAACAAAAUGAAUAUGAAGUUGAACUGUCGGAAAACUCUCCUGUGCAAACCCUUGUGACUGAAGUGAAAGCAAUAGAUGACGAUAAAGGACCCUAUGGACAACUCACUUACCAUAUCCUGAAUGAGUUUGCCAGGGAUAACUUUUAUAUUAACGAAAGAGGACAAUUAUUUACUGGAGAAAGGCUUGAUCGUGAAAAUCCAUCUAAUAAGUUAAUACCUAUAAGUUUAAUGGCAAAGGAUUCUGGUGGAAAAGUUGGCUUCUGUAUUGUUAAUGUGAUACUUACAGAUUAUAAUGAUAACUCACCACAAUUUCGUGCAACAGAAUAUAAAGUAAGUAUUUCAUCUGAUACUCCCAGAGGAUCUUCUAUUGUCAGAGUUAUGGCAUCUGAUUUUGAUGAAGGAGUAAAUGCUGAUAUAACCUAUACAAUUGAUGCAAAAUCUGAAAGUGUUGAAGAAAAUUUUGAAAUCAGUGAAUAUUCUGGCAUCAUUACCACAAAAGAAAGCCUAAUUGGUUUAGAAGACCAAUCCUAUUCCUUUUUUGUGAAAGCUCAAGAUGGAGGAUCGCCCCAAAAAGAGUCCAUAGUGCCAGUCUUUAUUAGAAUCCUCUCACCUGAAGUGCCUCUUCCAAAGUUUUCUGAACCUUAUUAUACUCUUAGUAUUUCUGAAGAGACAGCGAUAGGUACAGAGCUGGAUGUCCUCAAAGCAGAAAGUAACCAGCCUGUAAUAUAUUCUCUCAUGAAAGGAAAUACACCUGAGAGUAAUGUUGAAGAAACAUUUGCUAUUGACAAACAAAAUGGACGAUUGAAACUUGAAAAAGCAUUGGACCAUGAAACGACUAAAUGGUACCAAUUUUCUGUGCUGGCUCAAAAUAUCCAAGGGGAGCAUGAGGUAAUUUCCUCUGUAGAUGUCAGUGUUCAAGUAAAAGAUGUUAAUGACAAUAAACCAGUUUUUGAGGCAAAUCCAUAUGAAGCAUUCAUUGUUGAAAAUCUUCCUGGUGGAACUAAAGUCAUCAAGGUGAAAGCAGUUGAUCUAGAUUCUGGACUGAAUGGUCAUGUUUCAUAUACAUUGGCAUUCUCACAGAGAUCACCAGAAAUUAAAGAUCUUUUCUCAGUAGACAUGGAAACUGGAUGGGUCACAACUCUUAAGGAACUUGACCAUGAGAAAAAGAACAAGUAUAGCCUUGCAGUUAUUGCCUACGAUCAUGGUGAUCAAGUUCUGUCAUCCUCCGCUAUAAUUGAAGUUACAGUUAUGGAUGUUAAUGACAAUCCUCCACGGUUCACUGCAGAGAUAUACAAAGGCACAGUGAGUGAAGAUGAUCCCCCCGGAGGAGUUAUUGCCAUUUUAAGUACAACUGAUGAUGAUACAGAGGAAGUCAACAAAGAAGUUACCUACUAUAUUACAGGAGGUGACCCAUUUGGGCAAUUUGCCAUUGAAAACGUACAAAAUGAGUGGAAAGUGUAUGUUCAAAAACCUCUUGAUCGAGAAGUGAAGGACCAUUAUCUUUUAAACAUUACUGCUACAGAUGGGACCUUUGCAACAAAGGCAGUUGUGGAAGUGAAGGUACUUGACGCCAAUGACAAUAGUCCGAUGUGUGAAAAGAAUUCCUAUGUUGAAACAAUAUCAGAAGAUGCUCUUUCUGACAAAGUAAUACUGCAGGUUUCUGCUAGUGACGCGGACAUUCGAUCUAAUGCAGAAAUAAUUUACACUCUGCAUGGUCAGGGCUCUGACAAAUUUCACAUCAAUCCAUUUACAGGUGAACUGAAAACUUUAUCUCCCCUUGACCGUGAAACACAGGAAGUUUAUCAUCUCUUUGUAAAAGCCACAGAUGGAGGAGGAAUGUACUGCCAAGCUGAUAUAGAAAUUACAUUAGAAGAUGUGAAUGACAAUGCUCCAGAAUUUUCAGCAGAUCCUUACACAGUUACAGUCUUUGAAAACACUGAACCUAAAACACCACUAACAAGAGUGCAGGCUAUUGAUGCUGAUGCAGGACUUAAUCAUAAGGUGCAAUAUUCAUUAGUCAACUCGGCAGAAGGUCAAUUCUCAAUUGAUGAGUUGUCUGGAAUAAUUAGUUUGGAGAAGCCUUUGGAUCGGGAGUUACAAGCAGUUUAUACCCUGACUGUUAAAGCGACAGAUCAAGGUUUACCUCGCAAGCUUUCUUCUGUUUCAACCCUUGUGGUGUCAGUCUUGGAUAUAAAUGAUAACCCACCAGUAUUUGAACAUCGAGAAUAUGGUUCGUCUCUAUCAGAAGAUGUGGCUGUUGGAACUGAAGUACUUCAGGUUUACGCUACAAGUCGAGAUAUUGAAGCCAACGCAGAAAUUACAUAUAAAAUAAUAAGUGGAAAUGAGCACGGAAAAUUUAGCAUAAAUCCACUUACAGGAGUUCUAUUUAUUAUUGAAAGUUUGGACUAUGAAAUGUCUCCUGAGUAUUAUUUGACAGUAGAGGGCACAGAUGGAGGGACUCCGCCUCUUAGUGAUGUUGCAACCGUGAAUAUAAAUGUAACAGAUGUCAAUGAUAAUUCGCCCAUUUUCAGCCAAAGCACUUACACUGCUGUUAUUGGUGAAGAUGCUCUGUCUGGACAGCCUGUUGUGACGGUUGUGGCAGAUGAUGCUGAUGGACCUUUGAACAGCCACAUACGCUACUCAAUUACAAAUGGCAAUCAAGGGAAUACAUUUAUCAUUGAUCCAGUGAGAGGAGAAGUUAAAGUGAAUAAACUUUUAGAUAGAGAGAAGGUUUCUGGAUACACUUUAACUAUUCAAGCUGAAGACAAUGGCACUCCUACCAGAUAUAACACAACCAAUGUUAACAUUGAUGUGUCUGAUAUCAAUGACAAUCCACCACUGUUUUCCAAUGGGAAUUAUAGCAUUAUUAUUCAGGAAAACAAGCCAAUUGGAUUUAACGUUUUACAUUUAGUGGUAACAGACAAAGAUUCAUCACAUAAUGGACCACCUUUUACUUUCUCUAUUUUGAGUGGAAAUUAUUUAAAUACUUUUCAGAUUAAUCAGCAAGGCUUUCUAACCACUUCUUCUACCUUAAACCGAAAGAUCAACGAUCACUAUGUGCUGCAUAUACAGGUCUCUGAUAAUGGCAAACCACAGUUAUCAUCCUUGACCUUUGUUGACAUACGAAUUAUUGAAGAGAGCAUCUACCCUCCAGCAAUUUUACCUCUGGAAAUAAACAUAGCUACAUUUGGGGAGGAAUAUUCUGGUGGAGUCAUUGGAAAGAUUCAUGCAACAGAUCAGGAUGUUUAUGAUACACUUACAUACAGCCUUGAUUCCAAAGCAGAAAAUUCCUUCUCCGUCUCAAGCACAGGCGGCAAACUGAUAGCUCACAAACAAUUGGAUGUUGGCCAGUAUCUGUUAAAUGUCAGUGUCACUGAUGGGAAGUUUAUCACAGCAGCUGAUAUAACUGUGCAUAUCAGGCAGAUAACACAAGAGUUGUUAAACCACAGCGUGACUUUCCGUUUUGCAAAUCUCUCUCCAGAGGAAUUCAUUGGUGAUUAUUGGCGCAACUUUCAAAGAACCUUGAAAAAUAUCUUGGGUGGACGUAAAAUUGAUAUCCAUAUUGUGAGCUUACAGCCUUCUGACCCACCAACAAACCUAGAAGUUCUUCUAGCUGUUGAAAAACCAGGCAGUGUGCUUUUUGCACCUAAACUGUUGGUACAAAAAAUAAAUUCCUCUGUUGCUGAUAUUGAAGAUUUCAGUGGUGUUAAAAUCCUUGACGUUUUCCAUAAGCUCUGUGCUGAUGUGGAAUGUCCCAAAAGAUUUUGUGAUGAGAAAAUAUCCAUAGAUGAGAAUGCGAUGUCUACGCACAGCACAGCAAGACUGAGUAUAGUUACCCCUAGGCACCACAGGAAAUCUAUAUGCUUGUGUAAAGGAGGAAAAUGUCCGAUCCUGAGCAGUCUUUGUGAUGUAAACCCAUGUCCUGAGGGUACUGAAUGCAUUGUAGAUGUGAAAGGUCAUUACAGCUGUGUUUGCCCAGAGGAGCGGCAUGGGCAAUGCCAUAUUGCAUCAUCUGUUACAUUUAAUGGGAACAGCUAUAUAAAGUACAGGAUGCAGGAAAACGAAAACAAGGAAGAAAUGAAGCUUUCACUGAAACUUAGAACAUAUUCUGCCCAUGCUGUUGUUAUGUAUGCAAGGGGAACAGACUACAGCAUCCUUGAGAUCCACGGUGGGAAACUCCAAUAUAAAUUUGAUUGUGGUAGUGGGCCAGAAACUGUAUCUGUUAAUAGUAUUCAUGUAAAUGAUGGCCAAUGGCACACUGUGUCUCUAGAAGUGGAUGGUAACUAUGCAAGGCUGGUGUUGGAUCGUUUCCAUACUGCAUCUGGUACUGCACCUGGUACUCUUCGAACACUUAACCUUGACAACUAUGUGUUUUUUGGUGGACAUAUGCGUCAACAAGCAGCAAAACAUGGAAGGAGUACACAUGUUAGUAAUGGAUUCCGAGGAUGCAUGGAUUCAGUUAUACUGAAUGGGCAAGAAUUACCUCUGAAUGGCAAAUCAAAGAAUUAUGUUCAUGUCGAAGAGUCAGUGGAUCUAACCCCAGGAUGCUUUCUAUCUGCUGAAACUUGUUCAAGCAACCCAUGCCAGAACGGUGGCAUCUGCUCAUCGUUAGCUAGUGGAGGAUACUACUGUAAAUGUACUUCAUUAUUCACGGGUACACAUUGUGAGACAAGCAUGAAUCCGUGCGCAACCAACCCUUGUCUUUAUGGCGGGACGUGUGUGGUGGAGAAGGAGGAUUUUAAAUGCCAUUGUCGAGGAGAAUACACUGGUCAGAGGUGCCAGCUAGGUCCAUAUUGCAAAGAUAACCCCUGCAAGAACAGCGGCAAAUGUAUUGACAGCUUAGAUGGUCCUGUGUGUGAAUGUGACGCUGGUUUCCGUGGAGAGAGGUGUCUUAUUGAUGUUGAUGAAUGCAUUGAGAACCCCUGUCCUAGUGGUGCUCUUUGUGAAAAUACCCACGGUUCAUAUAUUUGCAACUGUACUAAUGGAUAUAGUGGAAAACACUGCGCAGAUAUUAUGCUCAACAAAUAUGUCUCAAGCUCCUGGGAUAUUGGUUUGGCUGAAGUCAUUGGGAUCAUAGUAUUUUUAGCAGGAAUUCUCUUUUUAGUUGUGAGUUUUGUGGUGUGCCGCAUUGUGGUGAACAAGAAGAAGAAAAGGCGGCAGGAGGACCUAAAGGAUAAACACUCAGGACCAACAUCAACUGCAUUUUUACAAAGACCAUUUUUUGAUCCCAAAGUUAACAAAAACAUUUAUCCAGAUAUCCCACCUCAGGUGCCUGUGCGGCCCAUUUCCUACACUCCAAGCAUUCCAAGUGACUCCAGAAAUAAUUUAGAUAGAAAUUCUUUUGAAGGAUCUACUAUUCCAGAACAUCCAGAAUUUAGUACUUUCAACCCAGACUCCAUUCAUGGGCACAGAAAGGCUGUAGCAGUUUGCAGUGUAGCUCCAAACCUGCCUCCUCCACCUCCAUCCAACUCUCCAUCAGACUGUGACUCAAUACAAAAACCCAGUUGGGAUUAUGAUUAUGAUGCUAAAGUUGAUCUUGACCCAUGUCUCUCAAAGAAGUCUCUGGAUGAAAAGCACUGUCAACUAUAUAAUCCUCGUGAAAGUGUGUCUGAGAUACAGUCUCUCAGUUCCUUCCAAUCAGAAUCAUGUGAUGAUAAUGCUUCCAUUGUGACAGUAAUACACCUUGUCAAUGCUGUUGUUGACACGGUGGAAAAAGAAGAGUCUUUUGCAGUUCCUGAAGUCAGGAAUUCAAGAGGUUAUCACUGGGAUACUUCAGAUUGGAUGCCUAGUGUCCAAUUACCAGAUAUUCAGGAAUUUCCUCAUUAUGAAGUUGUUAAAGAACCAACUCCUCACUACACAGAUCCUAAUGUUAUUGACACAGAUUACUACACUGGAGGCUACGAUAUAGAAAGUGACUUCCCACCUCCACCAGAUGACUUUCCUCCACCAGAUGAUCUUCCACCUCUUCCACCAGAGUAUUCUGAGCCAUUUGAUUCAAUGCAACCAUCACGUGAAAUGCCUGCUGUUGGUAGCUUGGGUUCUUCAACAAAAAGUAGUCAGAGAUACAACCUAAAUAAGUACCUUCCACAUCACCAAUACCCAACCAAUAUAUCAGAGCCUCGAAGUACUAGUGGAGAUGGCAAUAGUUACAGAGAGCCUUAUGCUGCUUCCUACUCAUUAGGGUAUAAUAGAGACUUUGACGUUCCCAUGAUGGACAACAUGUCUUUGUCUGGAUACACUUCUGCAGCUUCAUGCACAGAUGUGUCUGCAUGUUGUGAAAUGGAGUCAGAGGUCAUGAUGAGUGACUAUGAAAGUGGAGAUGACAGUCACUUUGAAGAUGUGACAAUUCCAUCUCUAGAUCCCCAGCAUCACACCCAAGUCUGACACCAUAAAAGUGCCUGGACAUUGUCAACUUCAACAUUUAAGUAUGAAAUUAUAUCUUUAAAGCAUAUAUUUUUGUUUUUAAUGUAAAUUUACUUUUAUGGUCUCUGGAUUCAGUGAGCUAUGUCUGGAGUGGCUGCACUGAAUCAUACAGAAUAUUCCAAUGUAUUACUCUACUUCAUUCCCAGAAAUACAAUAAGGCAGACAAAGUAUUUGUAUGGACCUUUAUUCAUUUAGUUUAUGUUGAUUUUCUUCUUUUUUUUCCCUUUUAAGUAAAUUUCUUAUGCAAAACGCCACUACGUCUCAGUAGCAUAAGAUGCAUAUUUAUAAAGUUUGAAGUAUAAUUUUAACUCUUUCCACUUGUAAAUGUAAUGUACAGUUUUGAUUUAACAACAUUAUUAACUAGAUUUUGUAGAUAUUUUGUGGAUUUUCUUUCCUUUUGAACAUAAGCUUUUUCAAAUUCUGCCAAUAUUAUGUGUAACCAUUCUAUUCCAGGACGUUUUCUCUUCUAUUCUAUGGAAGUAUUGAGUUAAGAAUAUAAACAAUUGCCAAGCAUACAUACAGUAACAUCUGUAUAUACAAAAAGUAAGACAAAGCCUGAGAUGACUUAGGUGUUCCUUAGAAUGUUUCCCUUGGAAAUUGUGUUAGGACCCACUGCAUACAUGUUUAGAACCAAAAUCUCCAUGACACAGUUUUUAUGGUGUCUGUAUAUUUGUGAUGCAAUGGUCUUGUAAAGGUUUUUACUGAAAACAACCAUUAGCAGAUCUUUCUUACUGAUAAUAAAUUAUUUAAAAAAAUAA
This is a messenger RNA of Bombina bombina (fire-bellied toad), 15040 nucleotides long. RefSeq names its product FAT atypical cadherin 1 (gene FAT1). Gene Ontology annotation, molecular function: calcium ion binding. The transcript has 29 exons. Gene Ontology annotation, cellular component: plasma membrane. The coding region runs from base 381 to 14243 and encodes 4620 amino acids. Gene Ontology annotation, biological process: homophilic cell-cell adhesion. Lineage: Eukaryota; Metazoa; Chordata; Amphibia; Anura; Bombinatoridae. The record is from RefSeq and is a predicted model, not a curated record.